AGAAUGAUGAAGUAAGAGGCGUGACUGUAAACGGGUUUGGUUCCAAUGCUCUGAACGAGAGUUGAUGAUAGAAAAUGGAGAUAAGGAAGAAGAGAGACACGUUUCAAACAUAAGUAAUCGGUCUGAUUUAGUAGAUGAGGACGACGAUGUGAAGAAUUAGUGACAGCUCGUUUUUAAUCUCACCAAUUCCCAGAAUGGAUCCCGUUUAAUCAAACUAAAGGCACCCAAAUUAUUUUCAGGUGCUCAAUCCCCCAAGAUUUGUGGUUUGAAAGAGAGCAGUGGAGGUUAGGGGUCGUAGAGCGCGAGGGAGUGCUGUAAAGCGACCUAUAUGUAUGUGUUCAAUCUUAUCAGGUGAUGCGUGGAGCAUGAAGUUCAUUCUCGCAGGGAUAUUUGUAUUGAGAUGUAAUUUUUAUUCAAAUUUUGCACAAGGUGCCACUACAACUAGACAAACAACUUUUAAAGAUCACUCAGCGCACGUAAGCACAUCAACACAUUCGACACACGCAUCAACUACCACACCGGGGCCAAUUGCUUAUGAGCUUCACAGGGAUAAGAUAAUUCCAGAUCUAUCAACCUUGGACAAAUGUCCGCAGCGUGUUUUAAAGGUGAUUUAUGAAGAAGAUGGCUAUGGCGCCGUUUGUUAUGGUAAUACCUUGAAAGCGGCUACAGCUCAUGCCGCUCCAGAGAAAGUAGCGUGGAAAUACGAGAAUCCAGAUGAGGCCACAUUCUACACGAUAAUUUUUGUUGAUCUUGAUGCGCCAUCGCGAAGUAACCCGGUGGACAGAGAAUGGUUGCAUUGGAUCGUUGGGAACAUCCCUGACAAUAGGUUGCAUUCAGGACAAACGAUAGCAGAGUAUAUAGGACCAACUCCAAUGCACGGAAACGGUACUCAUAGAUUUGUAUUCCAACUGUUUCUGCAAGAAAAAGGGCGGAAGAUCCACUUUGAGGAGACCUAUCUGACCGCUAGGGCGAAUGAUCCGAGAAGAGCGAAAUUUUCAUCAAAAGAAUUUGCCAAGAAGUAUAGUCUAGGCCGACCGCAUGCCGUGAAUUAUUUCUUGGUAACAUGGCCGGAGGAGCAGGAAUUAGAGGAGGGCGAGGCGCCAGUACAACCCCCAGUAAUUCCUAUGACCACAGAGGAGUAUACUGAAAUUGAUCUUCUGAACUGGUGACGUAAAAACGUGUGCUACCGUCCAAUAUGUCUCGAGCAAUAAAUUGUUUGGUUACUUUUA
This is a messenger RNA of Bemisia tabaci, 1229 nucleotides long. The record is from RefSeq and is a predicted model, not a curated record. Lineage: Eukaryota; Metazoa; Arthropoda; Insecta; Hemiptera; Aleyrodidae.